This is a messenger RNA of Drosophila bipectinata, 958 nucleotides long. It is a transcript of the gene IPIP, whose product is annotated as Inositol phosphatase interacting protein. The record is from RefSeq and is a predicted model, not a curated record. Gene Ontology annotation, cellular component: trans-Golgi network; early endosome; recycling endosome. Gene Ontology annotation, biological process: receptor recycling; retrograde transport, endosome to Golgi; endosome organization. NCBI's taxonomy places the organism in Eukaryota, Metazoa, Arthropoda, Insecta, Diptera, Drosophilidae.
UACAUCGGAUGUAGUCCAAGACCGUGCGCCAACAUGAAGAUUAACGAAAAAAAUUUGUACGUGUUCGCCAAGACGCCGCCCUACGACAUGGAAGGCUUCCUUAACAAGCGGGGCGAGGUCAACAAGGCCUUUCAGCGGCGCUACUUUGUUCUGAAGGGUAACCUCCUGUUCUAUUUCGAGUCGCGGAUGGAUAAGGAGCCCCUCGGUCUGAUCAUUGUCGAGGGUUGCACCAUUGAAUUGUCCAACGAAGUGGAGCACUAUUGCUUCGAGAUCGCCUUCAACGGCAAUCGCACGUACAUUCUCUCCGCUGAAAACCAGGAGAGCAUGGAGGCGUGGAUGAAGGCUCUUACCUGCGCUGGCUACGAGUACAAACGGAUUGUCGUGGCUGAGCUCCAGCGACAGCUCCUCGAAAUCGAACAGUCCAAAAACAAAAUGCUUAGCCACUCAAAAGUUGGCGCUCAAAAUCAAAUGGAGGGAUCCAAACCUAUGCCUCCGCCAAGAAGGAAUCCCUUCAAUAGGCCAGCUCCCCCGUUACCGGAUAUGCCAUUUAGCAAUGUACACUUUGGAUCCAGCACAGCGAGAUCGCAGCAGGAAAAGACCUCCAUCCUCAACAAAGAUGCCAACGGAAACGGUACUCCGCAUGGUACGCCCAAAGCAACACGGCGCCCUCCGCCUGCCCACCAUGGUACCAGCAUCUUUUAUCCGGAACCAAGUGAUCCGGUAACCUCAGUAUUACCUCGAGUUCCACGCCGUACCAAAUGCUCUGAGCAACAACGAAAGCGGACACUGGAGGAGUUCAUCCGGAUCCAUGAACGCUUCCGGCAGGAACUUAUGCCCGAUGUGACUGAUUAUCGAGAGCGCCAAGUCCAGCCCCUUAUAAGGUUUUAAAAAAUCAGCCAAUUCAAAAUUAUUCUAAAUCAACAUAAAAGUUCUUUAAAUAAAAUGUAUUAUUUCAAAA